This is a messenger RNA of Trichomonas vaginalis G3, 740 nucleotides long. RefSeq lists its product as uncharacterized. The transcript has a single exon. The record is from RefSeq and is a predicted model, not a curated record. Lineage: Eukaryota; Parabasalia; Trichomonadida; Trichomonadidae. The annotation marks the transcript as partial.
AUGUAUCCAUUAGAUCCACAAUUAAGGCAAACUUACGCAGAAAUUUCUCUAAUUGCGCUUGGAGAACCGAGUUUGUCCGCAGAAUCAAGAAGAUUGGCCGCAGCGUUACGUGAUUCAUCAAACAUCGUUGAUGAUCCACUUCUGAAGAAGAUUGGACCAAUGUUUCCCAUAGCAAAUGAGAUUUACUCAAAUUCUCCAAAGAAUUCUUCCAACGAACAAAGCAGCGGUGAAUCCACAGCCAGUCUAAACAACAUGCAGCAGUCACUGAUGAGGUUCCACGUCGAGAAAACCGUGAUUUUCAGGGAAGACGGAAGUCAAACGAGUCCUACAGCGAUGUUCGUCCAAAAGAGCUUCAGAUUGCAGCCAAUGGGAUUCGUAUUGAGUUUGGUGCUGAUUAUUAUGUGGUCAGUUAGUUUUGUGAAGUAUUCUUCGAAUAGAAAAAAUUAUAUUUAUCAUAAUUAUGAUUUUAUCACUAAUAUCAUAUCAGAUAGCAUUGGAUUGUCGAAUAACCUCACAGCUGCUGUGUUUUGGCCCGGUUUCGUCGAUUCUCUCAAAAUUAAUUUUUCAAAUUUGUCAGAAAAAGAAUGUUACUCGAAAAUAGUUGGAUUAUACGAAUCAGUAUAUGAAUAUGUUACAUCUCUUCGCUUGGAUUUCCUUGUAACUUCAAAAGUUCUUGUUUAUUCAAACAAAUUUUUGACAACACAAACGAUAACUCAUAAUAAUCGUUGUGAAGCACUUAA